Messenger RNA from Phalaenopsis equestris, 1008 nucleotides. Its product is annotated as exopolygalacturonase-like. Gene Ontology annotation, biological process: carbohydrate metabolic process. The record is from RefSeq and is a predicted model, not a curated record. The transcript has 3 exons. The coding region runs from base 1 to 1008 and encodes 335 amino acids. Gene Ontology annotation, molecular function: polygalacturonase activity. NCBI's taxonomy places the organism in Eukaryota, Viridiplantae, Streptophyta, Magnoliopsida, Asparagales, Orchidaceae.
AUGGAUUCAAGAAGCUUUCUGCUGAUCCUAGCCUGCACUGCAGCAUAUAAUCUCAACAGCUGUGCAGCAAUCCUUACAGACAAAGUAUUCAAUGUCCUGCGCUACGGUGCAUCCCCUAAUGGCAGAACUGAUAGUGCUCCAGCUUUUUCUAGGGCUUGGAAUGAAGCAUGUGCUGCAGAUUGUGGAUGGUACGGUGGGUUUAGGGUAAGGUGUAGGGUACUGAUUCCGGAGGGCACUUUUUUGGCUGGACCGGUUUCAUUCAGAGGACCUUGCAGGAGUCCAAUGGUGGUUCAGGUGAAGGGAGUGGUUAGGGCUCCGAAUGAUCUUAGGGUUUUUCAGCAUAAGGAAUGGAUUGCGUUCAGGCAUGUGAACAAUUUGUUGGUUACUGGAUUGGGCACGUUUGAUGGUCAGGGGCGUGCGGUUUGGCCUCAUAGACAUGGCAGCAGUCUUCCCACGACGUUAAAGUUUCUCCACGUGAUGAACGCCAAGAUUCGUGCCAUCUCCCUCAUCGAUCCCAUGUUCUUCCACAUGAUCAUAGGCCAAUCACAGCAUAUCUCCGUCAUCGGCCUUCACAUCACCGCCCCCGGAAACAGCCCCAACACCGACGGAAUCCACGUCGGAGAUUCGUCGGAUAUCCGAAUAUCGAGGUCCCGAAUCUCGACCGGGGACGACUGCAUCUCCCUUGGGCCCGGGACUUCAAAUGUAACGAUCAACAAGGUGCACUGUGGGACUGGCCAUGGAAUCAGCGUUGGGAGCUUGGGGAAGUACAGGGAAGAUAAGGGAGUGGAUGGGAUUAGGGUUUUGAACUGCACGCUUACUGGAACCACCAAUGGGGUGAGGAUUAAGACGUGGAGAGAUUCGCCGCCGAUAAAAGCUACGAAUAUUGUGUUUUCGGAUAUAGUGAUGAAUGAAGUUAGUAAUCCGAUUGUUAUUGACCAGGAGUAUUGCCCUAAUUCUUGCGAUGAAGAUAAGGUUGUCAUUGAGUUUGUGAAUGGAAUCAUACAGUGA